Enterobius vermicularis (human pinworm) is the source of this 10131-nucleotide messenger RNA. The record is from the annotation of a GenBank genome assembly. Lineage: Eukaryota; Metazoa; Nematoda; Chromadorea; Rhabditida; Oxyuridae.
AUGGAAUUUUCCCAGUUUCUCCACCCGUUGAUCCAGAAAUGCAGACAUCGAUACGGCAGUUGCUCAUUAACACUAGAAAUGCAAAAUCUUCGUGUUGAAUUAAACGAUAUUCCAAAGCAACAGGGAGAUAAAAGUGAAAUUGAAGCAAAUGCUGAAACCACCACCUUACGAGUAGCAUCUGCUGGAAAAAUAUUGACCGCGAAAGCAGGCGAGAUAAAAGCAAAAAAGAAAGAAAAGGAACUAAUUCGCAGAAAGAUUCGAAAUAUCUUGAGGUCGUUUGUUGACGAUUUCAUUGAUGAUCAAACAACGUUCACUCGCCUUGGCCUUGAUUCCUUCCAGCUGGCUUCAUUUGAAAUAAAACUAAGAAAAGUAGUCGGAAAUCAAUAUGACAUUCCAGAAGGUUGUGUUUUUGAGCACAGUUGCGUCAGCCAGUUGACAGAAUUCUUAACAACUAGCAAAGCACAGCAAGGAGCCGAUAUCGCCAAAAGUAUUUUAGCCGCAACUGUUAGAAACAACCAUAAAAUACCUCUAAGCAUUUCACAAAGACAAUUGGUUUUUAUGGCUAUAUACGAAAAAGAAAAUAAUUUGCAGUUUAUAGAAUGCUACUCAAUGAAUCUGAUAGAUUUAGACCUUGUUCGGUUACGGCACGUCCUAAACAGAAUGACUGCAAGACAGAACAUCUUACGUACGGUUUACAGAGUAGACAGUCAAACGGUUCUUUCGUUAACAGAGUCGUAUUUCUGUCUGUACUCAAGAGCUGAACUGCAAAAUUCUGUAGAAUUAAAUAUCUUCCAAAAGCCUCCCGUUGCGUUCUACUUAAGAGAGCGAAGUGGUUUUUGCCAGCUGGUUAUAACCAUGCAUCACAUAAUGACCGAUGGUUUCUCGAUGAAUAUAUUCGCUCGUGAAUCACUGGAACUGUAUCAGCAAAAGGUUUUACAAAGGCUUAAAAGCAGCUUCGCUGAGUUAACUUUAAAGGAACUCAAAGAGUUAGAGAAUGUAAACAAUUUGGAAUCACGAAAAAAGUUUUGGCGUGAAAUUUUUGCUGACAAAGCACUGAGUGAAAUACCUACUGACAAGUUGGACGGAAAACUGUCGCUUCGAAGAGGUCAGUAUCUACGUAUACAACUGGAGAAAAAUACCAAUUGUUACCUGAAAAAACUGAGAGACGCAUGCGACGUCACGUUAUUUUCAUGUUUAGUAGGUACGUUUUAUAUCAUGAUCAAAAUUUUGUUUGGAAUUGAGGACUUCUGCAUCGGAAUACCUGUUACAAAAAGAAAUGAUGAAGAGUCACGUUCAGUAAUGGGCUGUUUUGUCAACCUUGUGCCUUUACGAGCGAAAACUGGUAGCAACGAAACAGUAAAAAAAUAUUUCCAAAAAAUUUUAAAGCAGAUCACGAUAGCUAUAUCAAACCAGCUGCCAUUUAACGACCUAAUCAAAACCAUCGAUCCAAAAAAAGAAUUUACAACAGCAAAUCUGUUUCAAAUAAUGAUAGUUUUAGACUCUUUCGACCCUAUUACCGCAGCACCCCAAAGAACACCGCAAUUUCAUUUAAUAAAGGAGAGCACUGGUUUUGUUAAAUAUGAUCAAACAUGGUAUUUCGAGGCUCAAGGUAAAGAUAUUUCUGCAAUUACUGUUGAGUACAAUUCUGACGUGUUUUACAGAAAUACAAUCACAAUGCUUGUAAAGAAAUUUUUAAAUCUAAUCAAAAAACUGAACUUCCAUCUUAAAGAUCCUAUUCAACAUGUACAUAUUGAAAGCCCAAGUGAUAAAAUGAGCACUUAUUGCAAAUACGUAGAAAAUGUUUGUGAUUUCCCCUUCGACAAAACAACAGUACAAAUUUUUGACCAACAAAAUAUUCGGAAGCCUUGCUGCACUUCUGUUAUAUAUCAGUCCUCAAAGUACUCGAUUGAUUACCUAAGAAACCAAUCAAAAUGUAUUGCAAUGUCCCUUCAAAAUGAAUACGUCAAAUACUAUGGUGAGUUUGCAAGACCGGACACCACAAUAGCCCUUCUAAUGCGACGAUCACCAAAUAUGGUGGCGGCAGUACUAGCCGUCUGGAAAUGUGGCCUCGCCGUGGUACCUCUCAGCAUCGAAUGGCCUGACUAUUUGAUUGGAUCUGCUUUGAAACAAAUCGGAAAUCCGCCAUUACUUUUUUCCAGCCAAAUUUCUAAUGCUAAAGAAAUCUACGGUCUAACGCUUAACUGCGACGUAUCACACGGCUUCGUUAACAUAUCUGCUUGUAAACAGCUGCGAAGAUGUCAACAAGCACAAAACUUGGCGUAUGUUACUUUCACAUCUGGAACAACAAAUAAACCGAAAGGUGUCUGUACAAAUUUUACAGGCUUAAACAACUUAAUACUGAGUUAUACAGAAACGCUAGCCAUUAGUACAACAAGUUCAGUAUAUCAAGUCGUAAACUAUGCUUUUGACAUAUUUUUCGCAGAUUUCUCAGAAUCCUGUGCUAAUGGUGCUCAGCUGGUGCUUGCAGAAAGUCAGAUCCCUGCUAAAGAUGAGUUACAAUCCGUAACUCACGCUUACAUAAUGCCUGCUUACUUGGCAUCUUUGAAAAAAGACAGUUUCCCUUCCCUGAAAAAUUUGUUGAAGCUUCAUUUUGGUGGAGAACCGCCAUCAACCAACUUUUUGUACGCUGCCAUCAGCAGUGGAAUAGAUGUAUACCAACAGUACGGUUUGACGGAACACACAGUUUACUCGACCUUACACAGAAUGAAAUUUGGCGAUCACCCGCGGUCAAUUGGGAAACCGAUAAAAAAUACAUUCUUGAUGAAAGACGAGUCUUCUGAUCGUUGCUGCGUUUUCGGAAUUGGUCUGAGCCGUGGUUACUUUGACAAUGAAAAAGCAAACAGAGCAAGUUUCAAGGAAAAAAAUUUCCAUUUUGAAAAUUCUUCACUCUACCAGCCGCGGCCAUACUUCUUAACAGAAGACAAACUGAAAUUUGAUGCCAGCGGCUAUGCGCAAUUUUGCGGACGACUUGAUAGAGUGCAAAAAAUACGAGGUAUGACAGUAAACCUAGUUGAGCUUGAAAAUCAAAUUUCUGCUUUACCCCAAAUACUUAACUGUAGCGCCAUUCUUCUUCACCUUGAUGGCUCUACUUCUAUUGCCAUCUGCGUAACAUUAGACGAGUUUUCCUCUGCCUGUACCAACAAUAAUAUAAAUGAGAUAAUAAAAGUGCAGCUUUCACAAAGAGUACCAGCAUAUAUGGUACCUUCAAAAAUCCUUGUUUUACAAGAAAUACCAACCAAUUCGAAUGGCAAAACUGAUAUCACCGCGAUCAAGGCACUGAUAGAUGCUGAGAACGAUAAGCGUAAAACAGAAGAAGUCCUCUAUAACAAGGAUCAACAUCCGGAAGACAAAAUUUUCCACAAGCUCAUUGAGGAAUCAUUAAAUAAAACUGAAAUAGAUUAUGCUAGUUCAUUUUUUGAGAACGGAGGAGACUCCUUGAAAGCUCUGAUGCUGCAACAGAGAAUUGAAGAAACUCUUUUUAUUAAUUUUAAUAUAAAAGAAAUUUUUGAUUCAUCUACAACUAUUGAAAUAAUCGACAAAAUUAAAGUGAAACAGAAACAAAAAAGGAUAUUAAUUCGACAAGAAAUAGAAAAAUCGAAAAUAGCCACGUACGAUACAACGUCAUAUAACAUGCCUAUGAAACGUAUUCCCUUAAGUUUUCAACAAGAAGGCCUUUGGUUUCUGCAUCAGCUUUCAGAGGAAGUUAAUAAAAGCUACAUAAUUUAUCUGCAAGUUACAAUAAACAAGGUGGUAGAAGUGCUAACAAUGCGUACCUUGUUGAAUCACAUUGUUAUGAAACAUCCAUUGUUAAGGACCCAAAUCGCUGCUAUUAAAGUCGAGCCAGAGCAAAGCGUAUUGUCUGGAACAGAGUCGUACUUCAGUUCAGUUCCUGCAAAUUUUUAUUCGAAAAACUGUUGGUUCGACGAUUUGACUCCAUUCGUUCCACUGAAAAUCAAAACCGCUGCUGAUAGUAAGAGCACGUGUAUCUUUCUCAGUGUUCACCACAUUCUAAUUGAUGGGUAUUCUCUACAAAUAAUAAAAACCGACUUGUCCAAAGCCUACAUAAACCUCGUAAAUCAUUUUCCUCUUUACAAAAAUAAGUACCAAAAUAAUCCUCAAGACAUUAGAUAUUUUCUUCACUGUAAACUGCAAAAAGCGCAUGAAAAUGACUUGUUGUCUGAAAGUCGGAAAUGGGCAAAGUUUUUUGAAAACACCGACCCACUGGUAAUACCUUGCGACUUUCCAGAAACUAAGCCAUUGAAGACGCUUGCAAGCCGCAUAAGCGUACCUUUAAAUAUGAAAAAGUCUUCUGCUAAACUGUUCUGCAAACAGUACAACUGUAGCACUUUCACUCUGCUGCUGGCUACAUAUACAAUUUUAAUGGGCAGAUUGUCUGGUCAAAAAACGUUCACUGUAGGAAUGCCCGUUGCAAAUCGUUCCCUCAACAACAGCACCACUGUCGGCCUGUUUGCUAAUACUGUUCUCCUGAAAAUUGACACAGUUUUCAACGGAAAAAAUGAAUUUAUUGCUUCUGUAAAAAACUCAAUUAUCCAAUCACUGAAGUGCCAACAUAUUCCUUUUGAAUUUAUCGUACGACAUUUAAAUCCAGGCAGAAGUUCAACAAAUAUUCCGUGUGUUCAUCACUCAGUCGUCAUGCAUGAAGGAUCACAAAUUUCUGUGUUAAAGGAUAAAAAAGUAACAUUCAGUUUCAAAGAAAUCCCUCCAAAGUUUGCAAAAUUUGACCAAGAAUGGUCGUUUACAAAAACUGAAAACAACUACACUCUAACUGUCGAAUACUCCAAGCAGUUUAGCCAACAAAAGAUAAAACAAGAAAUCACCCAAUUUAAGAAAAUUCUUUCCCAGUUAGUCGCCGAUAUGAGAUUACCAUCUGUCCAUAUGUGCUCCAGCCAACUAACGGAUACAUUCGUUACCGCUGAGAAGUCUGUACUUAAGUCAAGAACUGUGAAUGACAAAACUAAUAUUGACUCGCCAAAGGAAGUUAAAAACAGCCUAAAAGAGCCCUAUACAAAAACUUUUCUAGAAGCUCAGGUACGACAGAUAUGGCAACGAGUACUGCAUUGUCAAGUGUCCGUUGAUGAUAACUUUUUUACUUUGGGCGGUCAUUCUUUGCUUGCAGCUAAAGUAUGCUUCGAAAUAAAUAACGAGCUCCACUACAAUUGCCCAAUACGCCUGUUACUCGAAAACCAAACAAUUCAACAGCUAGUCGAAAAACUAUUAACUGCUUCAAGAGAGGAUUUGCCCUUAACAAAGGAAGACUUCACAAGAAAAAUUAGUUUUAAUUCUUCUAUAGCAGUAUGUGAACUGCAAAAACCAAUUUUAGACUUUUGUUUAAACCACCCGCAUGCACUUGCAGCAUACAUCACUGGCUUUACUGUUCAACUAGAACAAGCUUGUAGUUACAGUCGUCUUCAAAAAAGUCUGAACAUGGUUCUCAUGAAGCAUCCGGUUCUGCGAACCUCCUUCACAAACCAUAGUCGAACAGUUCAUUCAGUAGCUCACUCCGGGACCGAAUGCUUCUUAACAGUUCGAGAGUCGCAAGAGGGCAACUGUGAGGUGCCAAGCCCGUUCAAAAAAAUUGCUCUUAUAACAAAGAUUGAAAACCACAAAGGAAGACUGUAUUAUAAGCUUUGGCUCAGUCAUGUACUGGUCGACCAGCAGUCACUGAAAUUAAUAGCUAAAGAUCUAUCGGAAGCUUACAGCGGUAUUAGUGUAAAGCAAAAAAAAACUAUGAGUUAUUCUGAUUACAGCCAAUUUUUAAAAAACGAAAUAGAAAAAAAGAAGAAAAAAGUUGAAACCUACUGGGAAGAUAAGCUUAAAGACAUUGUCAUAGAAGAUUUUACUGUCAUGAAAAGCACUCCAGCCAAAUAUGAUUAUCUCUGCGACCGUCUCAUCGUACACUUCCAAGGUCUCAAUCGUAUUCUUAGGCAACUGGUAAAUGAUUUCAACGUUCCACCUCUCGCUGUUGUGUUAGCUAAAUUUGCAGAAACUCUUUCGGAAAGAACAGCAAAAGGGCAAAAUAUUGUAAUUGCUUGUCCUUUUAGCAUGCGCGCGAAAGAUACACAGAAUACAGUUGGCUUUUUUCUUCAUGCACUUCCUGUAACGAUCAAUCUCAAAAAUACCUCCACCGAGUCAGCUAGACUAUGUCACACUAUGCAAGUGCUGCAAGAAGCAUAUGAUAACUCCAUGGUUUCUACAGAAUUUAUACAAGAAAAAUUAAAAGGACAAACACCAAAAGUAAUGAUAACAUUUGAAGAGAGCGUUAACGGUGAUGACUUACUCAACAAUUGUAAAAUUAAAGAGGACGAUGGCAAUAAAAGUUAUACUAAAUAUGAACUAACAUUUUUUCUUAAAACAGUCAACGAUGACAUAGAAAUAAAGGCCGAAUUUAUGAAGAGCUUAUUUAUCGUUGAAGUAGUAAGGGAUAUAGUGAACGAGUGGGGAAAACGAAUUUCUAAGACGAUGAAAAGAGAAACUUUAACACAAGACCCAGAGAGCCCUGUCGUUGAAGACUUGCCGAAAGCAACUCUCCCGCACCUGCUCCAGAAAACAACGACCUUAGCCCCUUCAAGAUUGGCAAUUUCAAACAAAGGUCAAACUUUGACCUACUCAUCAAUGUUUUCUGCAAUAAACAGAAUAACGAAGGAAAUAAAGCAAAAAGCUGUUUGCCUUUUAGGAGAGUUCCUGAGAAGAGAUACAAUUGUUCCAGUUAUAGCAAAGAAGUCUUUAGGAAGUAUCUUCUGUUGUUUGGCUGCUUUAAACGCUGGAGCGUCUUAUCUUCCUAUUGACGAAACUAACCCAAAGAAAAGGAUCAACACAAUUCUCCGUAAAGCCGGCGCUUCCUUCUAUUUAGCCAACGCCAACCAGCAACUUCUGCCUACUAUUCCAGCGAUUGUAAACUUCGAUAAAUUAUCUGCUCAUCCAGAAAGUACCAAAACGUUCCGAAAGAAUCUGGGAAUUAACGAUAUCGCAUAUACAAUCUACACCUCUGGUACAACUGGAGAAGCUAAAGGAGUCGUUAUCGAAAACGGCAGUCUCGAGGUUCAUCACUUUAGCAUCACACAUGCUCUUCUCUUCCCAAGCCUUGUCGAAGUGUUUGAACGAGAAGAAUUGUUGGAGUUGAGGAAAUUACGAUACUGGAUAGUGGGUGCAGAAAAAAUUUCAGGAAAAACGCUUUACAAAGCAAUUUCAGAUGGAACUAAAAUUAUACAAAACUACGGUCCAACAGAAUCAACAGCUUAUGCCCUUUUUAGACGCAUGCAUAUCUGCGACCAUCCUAAUAACCUCGGAAAAUGCAUAAACAAUGCAAACAUGUUUAAUGCAAGAGACUUUUCACGGAAGGCACCCAAUUUUACAAUUAACGAACUAAUCCUCCAGGGCACUAAUCUCAUGCGAGGUUACUUAGAAAGUACAAUCAAUGCUAACUCCAAAACCAAAAAACCCAUAAAGAGUUAUGCAACUGGAGAUCUCGUACGCAGAUUACCUGAUGGAACAGUAGUUUUCAUUGAAAGAAAAGAUAACCAGAUUAAACUACGUGGAUUUCGAAUUGACUUAACUGAGAUUGAAGCGGUUAUUUCCCAAUUAUCCUGUGUAAGACAAUCAAAAGUGAUUCUUAAAAAACCAGAAAAACGUCUUGUAGCAUUUAUAACUCUAAAAUGCAAAAACAAAGAUCUUAAGGACGAGGACAUUCUAAGUCACUGUAAGGAACGUCUGCCGUAUUAUAUGGUACCAACUCACUGUUUUCGAAUUGACAGUUUACCAUUAACUGACAAUUCAAAAACAGAUUUUAGAUGUCUCGAACGAAUUGCACAGUCGAUAAGUAAGACUGUUCAAGUUCAAGAGCCAGAAGGUCAUACGGAACGCAAGUUGCUAAAAAUUUUCCAAGACGUAUUAAAUGAAAAGUAUCUGUCGGUUAAUGACGAUUUCUUUUCUCUUGGUGGCAAUUCGUUAACGGCUCGGAAACUGAUAGAAGCCGUAGAAACACUUUUUAAAGUCCAGCUUUCAAUGAAGGACAUCACCGAAAAUAACACCGUCAGGAAAAUGAAAGUUUUAGUUGAAGUCAGGAGUUUCAAGUCAAAAGAACCUCAAGUAGGUCAAUCUUUUGACGAGGUGAAGUAUGACAGGAAGGCGCAAAACCUCCACAUAAUGAGCUACGAACAGCAACAAGUUUAUUACCUAAACAGCACGACGCAAGCUUGCUACUACAACCUUUUAUUCAGUCAAAAAUUCCCAUCCGCCAUUAACUUCAAACAUUUCUGCCACUCCUUUCAUCGCAUUGUCUUAAAACAACCAUCGUUAAGAACCGUAUUCAGAAAAGUCAAACUCAGUUUUUUCCAAUUUCUUCUUUCUGGUACAGAAGUUUACUUCCACCCGCAUAUUGAAUAUUCGGAAAAUAAAAUCAAGAAGCUAGUAACCGAACUCGAAAAGCAUAAAUUUGAUUUGUCUCUGGCUCCCCCCUUAAAAUGUUUAUUGCUCAAAGACAGUGGCAGUUUCACGGUCUUCAUCGUGACCAACCACAUUAUCAGUGAUGCGUGGUCUACACAAAUUCUGGAAAGAGAACUGAGUAAUAUAUAUCAAGCAACGCCGAAUAGCGUUAGUUGGAAGAAAACGCUCAGUUACAGCUACAUAGAUUAUGCUCAUAACCAACAAAGUGAAAUAUCUAGAAAGGAAAUAGAAGCAAAAAAUGAGUUAUAUGCCGAAAGUCUUAGACCAUAUAUCUCUGAGAGUAAAACUCUGUGGCGCAGUGAAACUGAAAAUAAUUUUAUGGUUUCAGAUUUCCGGUCCUAUCACGGCUCCUUGAGCGGAAAUAAUUAUGAAAAACUGUUACAAUUUUGUAGCACUUUUAAGUGUUUCCCAUCAUUAAUUUUCCUAACUGCAUUAACAUUUGCUAUUCACAUGAAAAUGAAAAUUUCCACAAUAAUUGUCGGUAUAGUGACCGCUAAUCGUAAUCAUCUCAAUGCCGAUAUUAUAGGUAACUUUUUAAACACCAUUCUGGUUCCGUCCAUCAACAAUUAUAACAAAAACCGCAGCGUAACUAAUCACUUGAUACAGUUAAAAAAAUUUGCCGAACCAGUUCAAGACUACCAAUCAGUGCCGCUUUUCCAGUUAUUAAGAAAAAUAAGAAAACUAACAAAAAAAAGAUUUACUCCUGAAAUCAUUUUUAACUGCCGUUACGAUUUGGAGGACGGUACAGUUAACAGUAUGUCAGUUCCAAACGUUCCAAUGCCGAACAAAUGUGCCUAUGCAGUGGAAAUGGAUGUUGAUUUUGUAGACGGAAAAUACGAAUGGGCACUAAGGGUUCAUGAGAAAACAAACCCAAAAUUGCAAGAAAAGUCAUUUGCUGCCUUUCUAGAAAGUAGUCUUCUGGAACUCAUACAUAUGCCCAACGCAGAAGCAACGCUUUCAAAAACUUUUGAUUCGUGCAUUGUGACUAAACCAGAAGAAUGUAAGCAACCGCUUCCGUGUUUCCCCUCCAAACAUGUCAACAUUGGCGACAAGUUAAGGGAGAUAUGGCACUGCUGUUUGCUAGGCACAGAUUUUUCAGAAACGGACGACUUCUUCCUGAUCGGAGGCGAUUCUAUAAGCUUUUUAAAGCUACAUCAUCUGAUCAUAGCUACUUUCCAUAUCGACCUCUCCUUAGAACAACUCACCUGUGCCAGCUCAUUUGACUUAAUGCAGCAGUUUAUAGAACAGAACAUUGGCAAACAGCGAUGCUGUACAUGGUGUGCAGAGCCGUCCGCCCUAUCGAGCGAAAUAGUGCUCAAACUAAAUUACAAGAACAAGCAAGACUCAGCAAUUGUAUUUUUUCAUCCGCUUUUCGGAGGAGUUAUAUUCCCUUACUGCCAUUUGUUGAGAAGCCUUAUAGAGCUCGAUGACAGUUUAACUAUUUUUGGCUUACAACAUCCAAACUCAUUUAGCGAAAACUCAUCUGAUCCGAGGGUAUCCUCCACACUUGAAGAACUCUGCAAAGUCUACUCGGAAAGACUGUCCAACGUCAUUGGUGGUGGACUAAAGUGUGUCUUUAUUGGUGCAUCACUAGGAGGGAUUUUAAGCUACGAAUGUGCUCACUAUUUAAUGAGCCAGGGUAAGUAA